This is a messenger RNA of Lycium ferocissimum, 1887 nucleotides long. Its product is annotated as plant cysteine oxidase 3. The transcript has 5 exons. The record is from RefSeq and is a predicted model, not a curated record. Gene Ontology annotation, molecular function: oxidoreductase activity, acting on single donors with incorporation of molecular oxygen, incorporation of two atoms of oxygen. NCBI's taxonomy places the organism in Eukaryota, Viridiplantae, Streptophyta, Magnoliopsida, Solanales, Solanaceae. The coding region runs from base 61 to 858 and encodes 265 amino acids.
AAAAGGCAUCUAAUAAGUUGCAGAUAUUUUCAUGUGACGGGAUAAUCCGGACACUUGGUAAUGUGCGUGCAAAGAAUUCGAGAGCUCUUCAGGAUGACGAAGAAGAGUCCAGCUUCUUCCAUUCAAGCUUUAUACGACCUUUGUAAGCAGACUUUUACGCCUUCUGCCACUUCACCACCCUCUUCUCAAGCCAUCCACAAGCUUUAUUCCCUUUUGGAUACAAUUGGACCUGAAGAUGUUGGAGUGAAAGAUGAAAGCCUAGAGGACGAAAGGGGUCAUGGUCUUUUUGGAUUCAAUGUCUUCAACAGGGUGGAUCGCUGGGCUCAACCGAUAACAUAUGUGGAUAUACACGAGGGUCAAAACUUUACAAUGUGUAUGUUUUGUUUCCCAACUUCUGCAGUCAUUCCAUUGCAUGAUCAUCCUGGAAUGACUGUUUUGAGUAAAGUCCUCUAUGGAUCCUUGCACGUGAAAGGUUAUGAUUGGGUUGAGCCAGCUUGCAUCAGGAAAAGUGAACGUGUUGGUCAUCCUACAGUGAGACUAGCUAGGUUGGCAGUUGAUAAGGUCGUAACUGCACCACACGGUACGUCUGUUUUGUAUCCCAAGAGUGGAGGGAAUCUGCACUGUUUUACUGCCAUUACACCUUGUGCGGUUCUGGACAUUCUUGCCCCUCCUUAUCUUGAAGCAGCUGGUAGAAGAUGUACCUACUACCAUGAUUAUCCUUAUUCCAGCUUUGCACAAGGAGAUGAAAUUGUUGGUAAUGGAAAAGAACAAGAGUAUGCAUGGCUGGCUGUGAUAGAUACACCAGAGGAUUUGUACAUGCGCCCGGGAAGGUACAUGGGUCCACCCAUCCAGAGGUAGCAGUAUACUCUUUCCUGCAAUUGAUUCAGUAUGGAGUGUGGAUGUUCAUGGAGUCCUUUAACUGUGACCCAGCCCAAGAUUGAUCUAUAAAUCAGUAAUUGGUGCUUGACCAUUGUGUAUUAUCACUGACUUUUUUCUAAAUUUUCAAAAUAGCUGCUGUAUCAUAUUGUCAGAAUCAUGAAAAUGCUACAGUAUUAUAUAUUAGUUUAGCCUUCGCUUUGUAUAUUGUAGUUUGUAUUAGUUCCAUAAGAUCAUGGUCUGCUAACCCACACGUCAACAAAGUAUUUGCCCCAAUAUGAACUUAUGAGCCCUUGUAAUUUCCGUUUCCCUGUUCCUCUGACCAAAAAGAAAAUUAUUUAUCUACACAGAACUCAAGAUCUUUCAAUCACUCUUAAUUCGUCUUUUGAAUCCAGAUCUACUGUAGUACAUUGUAUUGUUAGGCUCAACUCUCAAGUUGGUUUGAUCAGCGGUACUGUCAACAUCAUUCUACCGUAUAAUUGAAUAGGAUCCUGUCCAUUGCACUCUAGAUUCCAAGCCUUGAUUUACAUCCAACAGAGAACCGUCGUACAAAAGACUAAUAUUGAUAGAUGGUCAUUUUUCCUAACCCGCAUUUCCAGUAUCAUCACCCUAUUGAGUAGCUUUGGACUAUGGUGAAAAGUAUAGUCAGUUUUCUGAUGCAAUUCCAGUAAAACUGGUAGCAUGUGCUAUAGUCAUGGACGUGCUUAGUUCAUUCUCAGUAAUGUGAUUGUUCUGGUUGAUCGCGUUGUGGUGUUAAGUUUUAAUGGUAUUAGAGUUCUGUGUCCAACAUCUGGAGAACUGAUAUAUCAAAAUGACAAAACCGAAGUAUUCAUUAAUACAUGACUUGACUGGGUAUCCGGCCACUAAUCCCCCCAACAACUAGAUAAAUGCUGUCAUGGCAUCCAAAAGAAAAAGGAGGGCCUUAUUAUUUUGAUAAAGAGCACACUCCCCCUGCAGACAGGGAAUUCUGUGGAAAAUAAAGUUAACAGACAUCAAAGACUUGUUUAUUUU